Durusdinium trenchii is the source of this 1638-nucleotide messenger RNA. The record is from the annotation of a GenBank genome assembly. NCBI's taxonomy places the organism in Eukaryota, Dinophyceae, Suessiales, Symbiodiniaceae.
AUGUCGGUGACCUUCGUGAGCCCCGCGUCCGCCGGCGCCGCCCGCGGCACGGCGCUGCCGGGCGUCGGAGCCGCCCCGCGGGCCGGUGCCACCGGCAGCUCGGGCGCCGGCAGCGCGGCCGGCCUGGCGGGGGCCUUGUGCCUGGGGGCCUUGGCUUCCAAAGGUUCGGCGGGCGCUCGCACCAAGAGGGGCUCCAAGGUGGUCGCGCAAGCACUGGGCUCCAUCGAUCAGUUCAAGGCCGCCGGGCGCGACCUGAACGACCUGUGUGACCUCGUUCUGUGUCUUUGGACCUCCCGAAGAUCCCUUCGAGAUCGAGACCGACAAGGGGACGAAGCGAAGCCCAAGCACCGGGAGGAAGCAAUCGAUUGGGAGGAAGCGGAAGCACCAAUCGGGGCGCGAAUGACGAUCUUUUGGCGUGAGGAUGUGCUUGGUGUGGGUGGCCAGGGUACUGUCUACUUGUGCCACAAGAGAAGCACGCCCAACGUGAAGCAUGCCGUGAAGACCAUCCCCAUUUGGCGACUGCUCAUGGACCCCUCCUGUGAUCAGAAGAUCGCGGAGAUCCGAAGCUGGGCGGCGAAGACCGUCCGUCAGUCAGACGGGCGACCACCCGCCGCCGGGCGACCACGAAAAGAGACCGAUGUCUUGAUGAAGAUCCAGGGCCAUCCCAACAUCUGCAGCUGCCUCGGUUGCUUCGAUGCUUACCGGCCUGGCACCUCCCAGGCUCAGUACAUCAUGAUCGUCAUGGAGCUCAUUGACGGAGGUGAGUUGGCGGGCUACAUCAAAGAUGGCCAGAACAGCUUGCCCGAGGACGUGGUGAAGAGCGUGGCGAAGCAGACCGCGGCGGGGUUGAAGUUCAUCCACGACAAGGACGUGGUGCAUCGCGACUUGAAGGCGGAGAACAUCUUGGUCUGUGCACAGCAGAUCACUGCCACGACUCCCGUGAAGCUGAUCGACUUCGGCGUGGCCAAGAGCCUGUCGGGCACCAUCGCGCGCAGCUGCGUGGGCACCACCGAGAUCAUGGCGCCGGAGCUGGUGAGUGCCAAGCUGAUGAUCGCCCCGAAGGGCGCCUCCAUGAAGAAGCACGGACCAUACACCUUCAAGAGCCCACAGGAGGGUGUACACAGGGAGGCGUCCCCGGGCUUCGGCAUCGUGACGCAGCGCCCGGAUGGGAAGGGCGCCAUGGUGAACGGCAUCGAGCCCGGAGGCCAGGCUGCCGGCUUCAACGUGGGCGACGGCUGGGCGAUCUCCUCCAUCAACGGCACUGAGAUUUUGGAGAUGCCUUUCGUCAAGGACUUCAACGAGCUGGGCGCCGGAACCAAGGCGGGCGUGACGGCCAUCGCAGAGAUCCUCGGGAACCUGAACGGCCCCUUCACCUGCGAGUUCGUGGAGCUACCAAAGCGAGAGUUCACCAAGUCGGUGGAUCUGUGGAGCCUGGGCGUGACGAUGUACGUGAUGCUCACGGGUGUGAAGCCUUUCACGGAGCCAAGCCCGGUUGAGCGGAGAGUGAGUUGGGUGGGCUGGAGAGUGGUUGAAAGGGGAGAAGGGCUGGGGAGAAGGAGAGAAGGAGCUGGUGAGCUGGUGUGUUUUUUGCACGUUGUUCUUUCACAAAGCUUGGUUGAGCCAAGGAUAUGGGGUUGA